Messenger RNA from Erythranthe guttata (spotted monkey flower), 1726 nucleotides. RefSeq names its product berberine bridge enzyme-like D-2. Lineage: Eukaryota; Viridiplantae; Streptophyta; Magnoliopsida; Lamiales; Phrymaceae. The record is from RefSeq and is a predicted model, not a curated record. Gene Ontology annotation, molecular function: oxidoreductase activity; FAD binding.
CCUCCAUUAAUCAGAACUAUAGCUUCCUAAUUAAUCAUGAAUUCCCUCAUAAAAUCAUCAAUAUUAAUAACAAUUUGCAUGUAUUUUUUUCUUCAUGCAUUCUCCCAUCAGCAUGUAGAUAAUCUUCAAUCUUGCUUGUUAAAUCACAAUGUGAAAAACUUCUCUUUAUAUCCAUCUUCUGAAAAUGACCCAACCACUACUAUCUACUUCAAUUUCCUCGAUUUCUCGAUCCAAAAUCUCCGUUUUUCGGACCAAACUACCCCUAAGCCGAUAGCCAUCAUUAUCCCCGAGAGCAAAGACGAGCUAAUACAAAGUGUCUUGUGUUGCAAGAAUGAAUCAUGGGAGAUUAAAGUGAGGAGUGGGGGCCAUAGCUAUGAGGGCUCUUCGUAUAUAACGAGCAAUGGUUCAAAAUUCGUUCUUAUUGAUAUGAUGAACCUCGAUAGAGUCUCGGUUGACUUAGAGUCGAAUACGGCUUGGGUUGAAGGUGGUGCAACCCUAGGUCAAACUUACUACUCGAUUUCUCAGGCGAGCGGAGGGCUCGGAUUUUCUGCAGGUUCUUGCCCUACGGUUGGGAUUGGAGGGCAUAUCUCCGGUGGUGGAUUUGGUUUACUUUCAAGAAAAUACGGUGUUGCCGCGGAUAAUGUGGUGGAUGCACUUCUCAUUGAUGCAGAUGGGAGGUUGUUGGAUAGGGUGGCUAUGGGGGAAGAGGUCUUUUGGGCUAUUCGUGGGGGCGGAGGAGGUGUUUGGGGGGUCGUUUACGCGUGGAAAAUCGAACUUCUAGAAGUGCCUCAAAUAGUUACGGGGUUUGUUGUUUCGAGGCCGGGAUCCAAACGGGCGGUGGUGGAUUUAGUCGAGAAAUGGCAAGAAGUUGCUCCGAAUCUCGAAGAGGGAUUUUACUUGUCAUGUUUCGUCGGGGCCCAUUUGCCCGAAAUGGAGAGUUUAGGGAUUUCGGCCACGUUUAAGGGGUUCUACUUAGGUCCGAAAGUUGAAGCUGUCUCGAUCAUGAAUGAGGUUUUUCAAGAAUUGGGUGUUGUGGAAGGGGAUUGUAAGGAGAUGAGUUGGAUUGAGUCCAUUGUUUACUUUUCGGGAUUGAGAAACGGGAGUAGUGUUUCGAGUUUGAAGGAUAGGUACUUGGAGGAGAAGAACUAUUUCAAGGCGAAGUCGGAUUACGUGAGGGAUUUAAUCCCGAGAAGCGGGAUAGCUUACGCUAUCGAAAUACUCGAGAAGGAGCCGAAAGGGUACGUGAUUCUCGAUCCUUACGGUGGGAUUAUGGAGAGGAUAAGUAGUGAAUCAAUAGCAUUUCCUCAUAGAAAAGGGAAUCUUUUCACAAUCCAAUAUUUGGUUGAGUGGAAAGAAGAGGAUAAUGGGAGGAGGGAGGAUUAUAUUGAUUGGAUAAGGGGAUUUUACGAUGCGAUGGCGCCUUAUGUGUCGUUCAAACCGAGGGCGGCGUAUGUGAACUACGUGGACUUUGAUCUUGGAGUUGUGGAUUUUCUGAAUAGGAGUGGAUAUGGUGGUGAUGACGUGGAGGUGGCUAGGGUUUGGGGUGAGAAGUAUUUCUUGAAAAACUAUGAUAGAUUAGUGAGGGCUAAGACAGUAAUUGAUCCAUUUAAUGUGUUUAGAAAUCAACAAGGGAUUCCUCCUUUGGAUGUUGUUAAGUAUGGGAAAGCAGAAAUAUGAAAGCUUGAUUGAGUUUUGAAAUCAUACAAUGUAUUGAAUGAUAUACAAU